Messenger RNA from Caenorhabditis auriculariae, 1268 nucleotides. NCBI's taxonomy places the organism in Eukaryota, Metazoa, Nematoda, Chromadorea, Rhabditida, Rhabditidae. The record is from the annotation of a GenBank genome assembly.
AUGAGCUUCGAUUUGCCGGCUGAUCCAGCCACGUAAAGUUCUUUUCUUUUUCUUCGAAAUGUACCUUUUGCAGAUAUUUGAACGAUUUGAUUGUCGAGAUGCGCGAGCUGCUACAUUCAAACGUCGAGUUCAAGUACGCUCAGGUUGAUCAUUUUGUGUAAAAGGGAAAAGAAACAUCUGCACUCCAGAUUCUUGUAUCAAACGAAAUUGGACGAGCAUGGAGUUGUUUUCAGCAGCAGUCCCGUAACCACGGUCACGACACUCAACCUGCUUCUUCCCCAGUUUUUUUUUUUGAUUUUUAAGUAGUGCGUCCACGACUGGAAAAGUCUGACCUAUAAACAGAAUAAUUUCUCUGCUUGUCUCCUUCUAAUCGAAACCAAAAAUGAUUUCAACUGAUUUAGAUUUCUCGCUCGCCAACGCAAAAGGUAGCGACCGGAGACGCAGAAUCGCCAAGCGCGAAACGUAACUUGCGAACGCCGCGUCGCAAGUCACGACGUUCGACAGCGUCCCCGAGAACGCCGGUCGCAGCCGAGGAGAAGCCGCUCGGCGAGUGCAUACUCCAGACAAAGGUCUACAUCCCCGAGGCUCCACAGUUCAUCGAAGGUCGCGCGACGUAAGUUGCUCCCUUCGGACGUCAUCCAAAGAAGUUCAGUCGGUGUAAUUACAUCGGCCGCAUCCUUGGGCCUAGCGGCAUCACAGCCAAAAACUUGGAGAAACAACUCGAUUGCACCAUUCUCAUCAGAGGACGCGGCUCCGUACGAGUUAGACUUGAUUCCGUUGUUGGAUCUAAGAGUUGAGCUGCAGGACUCAGUUAGAGAGGCACGUCUGAUUGGCAGAAACGGCUGGGAACACCUCGAAGAACCGCUUCACGUCCUCGUUCUCGCCAAGGACGUCAACUACGCACAGUAAGUUGAUCUGAUACUAGUUAUGGUUUUUACAAGAAGUAUUGACAUUUGAGAAGACAAAACUGAUUCAAAAAAAACUGUCCAAAAUUAAUUAAUUUUUUUUUAUAUGCAAACUGAGUAUCAGUUAUGAGAAUAACCAUACUUCUCUAGUAUUUCAGAUGCGAGGAAAAGCUGAAGUCGGCAGCAGAAAAGAUUGAAGCGUUGUUGACGCCGGAGCACGACGGGCUCAAAAAGGACCAGCUCAUGCAGCUUGCUAUUAUAAACGGCACCUACACGGAUCGUGUAUCAUCUCCUUUUUGAAGGUGUUUUUUCUCAUCCAUUCGCUUGCAGAUGUCGCCCAAAGACCCCAGGCAAAGCGAUUGA